This is a messenger RNA of Ilex paraguariensis (yerba mate), 300 nucleotides long. The record is from the annotation of a GenBank genome assembly. NCBI's taxonomy places the organism in Eukaryota, Viridiplantae, Streptophyta, Magnoliopsida, Aquifoliales, Aquifoliaceae.
AUGGACCCUCCCAUAUGCCUGGGGCAGAGACCCAUAUCUCCCACCUCAGGAUUAAUGGACACUGCCCCAGCCGUGGUUUUCCUAGCGUUGAGUGGAAUCAGGGGUGGGGCAGGGGAGCUCGACAAAGGGCUAUCCUUGAAAAUCCUUGCCCUCUUUGUAGGAGACCUCGNAGGAUUAAUGGACACUGCCCCAGCUGUGGUUUUCCUAGCGUUGAGUGGAAUCGGGGGUGGGGCAGGGGAGCUCGACAAAGGGCUAUCCUUGAAAAUCCUUGCCCUCUUUGUAGGAGGCCUCAGAGCUUGU